AUGAAGAAGGUGUAUGGGAGUGAGGUUGAGCACUACCAAAACAGUCGGGACUAUGCUGCAGCUGUGCACAAAUGGAAUCCGGGCAACAUGUGUGGUUUGUUAAAAAAGGGCAAUCAUUUCCAUAGGAUGUUUGUAUGCUUGGAUGCAUGUAAGAAAGGCAUGAUUGCUAGAUGUAGGCCGAUGAUUGCAUUGGAUGGUUGUCAUUUGAAGGGUUCAUAUGGGGGACAGUUGCUGUGUGCGGUAGGCAGGGAUGAAAAUGAUGACAUGUACCCAAUUGCUUAUGCCGUUGUAGAAUCCGAGUGUAGAGACUCAUGGAUAUGGUUUAUGGCUACUCUCCUUGAUUUCCUUGGCCCUAUCGAAGAGCGUGGAUGGGUAUUUAUGUCUGAUCGUCUCAUGGAUACAUUUUAUACUGUGUACCCUGGGAUUGAACAUAGGUUUUGUAUCCGACAUCUUCAUGUUAAUUGCAAGAAGAAAAGGUGGAAAGGAAGAGCAUUUAAAGAUGAAUUGUUUGGAGCUGCUAAAGCCACAAAUGAAUCGGAUUUCAAACGGCACCUCAAUACAAUUAAGGGUAUGAGUGAAGAAGCUUUCGAUUAUUUGGAAAAAAUUGAUCCUAGAAGUUGGUCAAGGCAUGCAUUUGGAACCAGUGCCAAAACUGAUAUGAUCUCCAAUAACAUUGCUGAAUCCUUUAAUUCAUGGAUUAAGGAUGCUAGAGACAAGCCACUCAUAACCAUGUUGGAGACAAUUAGGAGACAGUUGAUGAAUAGGUACCAUACUAAAAGAGAAGGAGACAGUCAAGCCACUAAUGAGAUUUGUCCAAAGAUCCGAAAAAAACUAGAGAGGUCUAAAGAUCUACAAAGAAACUACAUUUGUCAGUGGCGAGAUAGGGCAGUGUUUGAGGUAGAGAACUGCUAUGGUUCAAGGAGGGUGGUUAAUAUUGAGACAAUGACAUGUAGUUGUGGUAGAUGGCAGCUUAAUGGAAUUUCGUGUCCUCAUGCAUGUGCUGCCAUUUAUGCUGAUCGGCGUAAUCCAGAAGACUUUGUGCAUGCGUGCUACCGGUAUGAUACAUACAAGAAAGCAUACGCUCCUUCAAUCCAUCCAAUGUCUGGGCCUGAUGAAUGGCCAAAAAUUACUGUUGACACCAUUCUACCACCAUUGGGAAAUGUGAGUAAUGAUCCGGUCUCGGAACCAAAUGUGACUACAACAACCAACAUAACGGGGCAGCCUAGUCAGCACAGUGAAGUGGUAGGAACUGAGAAUGUGAGUAAUGAUCCAGUCACCGAACCAAAUGCGACUGGAACAUCCAACGUAACAUGGCAGCCUAGUCAGCACAGCGAAGUGGUAGGAACUAAUUUCACCAAUUUCGGCUAUGGGGGUACUGUCACAACUGCUAGGGGUUCACACCAUGAUGGGGUAUAG
Messenger RNA from Alnus glutinosa, 1416 nucleotides. RefSeq lists its product as uncharacterized. The record is from RefSeq and is a predicted model, not a curated record. Lineage: Eukaryota; Viridiplantae; Streptophyta; Magnoliopsida; Fagales; Betulaceae. The coding region runs from base 1 to 1416 and encodes 471 amino acids. Gene Ontology annotation, molecular function: zinc ion binding. The transcript is spliced from 5 exons.